Molecule: messenger RNA, 1311 nt
Organism: Elgaria multicarinata webbii
Lineage: Eukaryota; Metazoa; Chordata; Lepidosauria; Squamata; Anguidae
Exons: 1
Coding region: 1-1311 (436 amino acids)
Biological process (GO): deoxyribonucleotide biosynthetic process
Cellular component (GO): cytosol
Molecular function (GO): ribonucleoside-diphosphate reductase activity, thioredoxin disulfide as acceptor
Source: RefSeq, a predicted model, not a curated record
AUGGCUUUUAUCCACUGCGGCUCUGAAGAAUGCACUAAAUCUGAACUUGAUCUAUUCAACAUUGGCCCCACACAGACCAGUAUUGAGAGAAGUUUGUUUAUUGAGGUACCACCCUUGUCAGCCCUUACAGACACGGCACCCCUCGAUUUCUUCAUUGCCGGAAAUGGUGAAGAUUACAUGGACUUAAAUAACACCUUACUCUAUGUGUGUUGCAAAAUUGUCAAUCCUGACGGAACCAACCUUGCUGCAGCUGCAGAGGUAGGCCUGGUGAAUUAUCCAAUAGCCUCCCUCUUUAGUCAGCUGGAUGUGACACUUGGUGAUCGUUUAAUAAGCCAAAGCAAUAAUUCAUAUCCGUAUAGAGGUUAUUUUGAAGCUGUGUUGAACUACAGCGAGGAUACCCUAGCAACACAAUUCUCUGCUGGGCUCUUUUACAAAGAUAUACUGGGGGAACUUGAAUCUGCAGAUCUGGAUGGCAACAAUACCGGGUUUAUUAGAAGAGCAAAUCUGACUGCUCAAAGCCGGAAAAUAGACCUGUUGGGACACCUCCACGCCGACCUGUUUUUUCAGGAAAAGCUGUUGUUAAAUGGGGUUGAUGUGAAAAUUAAACUUACCCGCAGCAAAGAUGCAUUCUGCUUAAUGUCAGACGUUGCAAACACCCCUUACAAACUACAAAUUUUGUCAGCCUCGCUUUUUGUUAAAAAAGUGAGAGUUGCACCUGGUGUUCGUUUGGGUCAUGCAGAAGCCCUGUUGACAGCUAAUGCCAAAUAUCCUGUGGAUCGUGUGAGCAUGAAAGUGUUUAGCAUUCCAAGGGGAAGUCGUGUCGCCAACCAGGAAAACCUGUUUUUGGGGCAAUUACCUAAACAGGUAAUUAUAGGCAUGGUGGAUAAUGAUUCUUACAGCGGCGAUUAUCAUAAAAACCCAUUUAAUUUUCAACAUUUUUAUACAAAUUUUGCUGCCCUUUACCUGGAUGGAGAACAGAUCCCCACGAAACCGUUCCAGCCCUCCUUCGAAGAGGGGCACUGUGUUAGAGAAUACAUGAGUCUCGUACAGGCCGCUGGCAAACAAAUGAAAGAUAGGGCUCUUUUAAUUGACCGCGAGGACUAUGCUAGAGGUUACACCCUUUUUGCAUUUGAUCUGACACCCGACCAAGAAGGCGGAGACCACUAUUCUUUGAUUAAAACUGGAAACCUGAGGGCCGAAUUUCGCUUUGGUAGAGCCCUGGCUGACACAAUCACCAUGAUCGUGUAUGGUGUUUUUGACAAUGUGAUAGAGAUAAACCAUAGAAGAAAUGUCCUGUUUGACUAUAUGUAA